ACACACACUUGUCACAUUCACACACACCUUUCACACACUUUUCACACACGCACCCUCCCCUCUUCAAGGCACCCUGCGCGACCUCUCACCAUUGGCCAAGUCCCGGAGCCCUCAGCAUCUCCAUCACGGCUGAAGGGACCAUUCGGGAAAGCAGGAGACAGAGGUGGACGACAGGAUGAGGAUGCUCGUGCGGCUCGUGUUGGGACUCUUCGUCCUCAAAGCGGUGGUGGCAGGCCCCAGAUUUUCCCGACAAGUGGACUUGGACUCGUACGACAGCGCCAACUAUGAUGUGGAUCUAGACAAUUUAAAUUCGGAGAACCAGGAUAUCUAUGACUAUGAAGAUGGGCUGACGAUUGAUGAUCCUCAGAUAGAGAUUGGAACACUGGCUCCACCUGACUACACCUACGUUGCCUCGGUGGAAGAAGAAGAAGAGGAGGAGGAGGAAGAGUUGCCCCUAACGCCCCAGCUCGUCCCUCAGGGUUCAGGGGGAUCUGGGGUCCUCAUGGGCCCAAACACACAGAAAGGUAUGCCCACCUGUCUGCUGUGCACGUGCCUCGGUGGUUCGGUCUACUGUGAUGACUUGAAGCUGGAUCAUGUUCCACCUCUUCCCAAAGACACCACUCACUUCUAUGCUCGCUACAACAGAAUCACCAAGAUCAACAAGGGCGACUUCGCCCACAUGAACAAGCUGAAGAGGAUCGACUUAACCGCCAACGAGAUAACGUCCGUGGAUGAGAAGGCGUUUAUUGGUCUGCCUGUACUGGAGGAGCUGGUGAUUCGAGAAAAUCAUAUCUCACAGCUGCCUGCCCUCCCGGAGACCAUGUCCCUGAUCGAUGCCAGCCAUAACAACCUGGGCAGCAAGGGUCUUCACAGAGAGGCGUUCAAGGAUAUGACGAGCCUGCUGUACCUGUACCUCACAGACAACCACAUCGAUUACGUCCCUGUGCCUCUUCCAGACAGCCUGCGAUCUCUACACCUACAGCGUAACAAUAUUCAAAUGAUGCACGAGGACACGUUCUGCAACCUGAAAGAUUUCAACUACAUCAGGAACGCGCUGGAGGACAUCCGUCUGGACGGGAACCCCAUCAACCUCAGCAGGACCCCGCAGGCCUACGUGUGCCUGCCCCGUAUACCCAUCGGGGAUCUCGUUUAACCACACAGACACAUAAUACCUACACUCUUGCACACUGACUCCCGAGAAAACAACCACAUGCACACAUCUUUGUACAUAUUGACACACAAAGCCACACACGCAGACAUGCACACCA
This is a messenger RNA of Centropristis striata (black sea bass), 1268 nucleotides long. RefSeq names its product epiphycan (gene epyc). Lineage: Eukaryota; Metazoa; Chordata; Actinopteri; Perciformes; Serranidae. Gene Ontology annotation, molecular function: protein binding. The coding region runs from base 176 to 1153 and encodes 325 amino acids. The transcript has 7 exons. The record is from RefSeq and is a predicted model, not a curated record.